ACUGGUGAAACUGCCAAUUAAGUUUUUACAAAUAAUGACAAACAAAGAAAAGAAUGGAAAUGAUCAUCAUUUUGUAACAAAAUUCCACCAAGAUGAAAUCCUUAGUGUUUUAGUACCACUUGAUCCAAAUUCAAAGCAAAAAAAAGCAGAUGCUUUAAACAAAGCCUCUCUGUUAACAUUACAUCAAGCAGCCAGAGAUGGUCAGGUAAAAACUGUUGAAAAUUAUUUGAGUCAAUAUGGUAAAGACAGAAGAAAAGUUAACAAAAAAGAUGAAGAGGAGACUACAGCUCUUCAUUAUGCAGUUCGAUAUGGUCAUUUUAAUAUUGUGAAAUUACUUGUUGAAAAUGGAGCAAGUGUUAACAUACAAGGUGAAUAUGGCGCUACUCCAUUACACUAUGCAGCUCGAUAUAUGAAGAAAACAGACAUAGAACAAAUGAAUAUUGAAAAUAAGGAGCCAUCUGCAACAAUCCAAAAGUAUCAUUCACUAAACCAAAUGGAAAAAUUUGGGUUGUUACAUGGCAGCAAAAAAAAUCUUUCAAAAGUACCAAAAUUUGAUAUCAACAAAAAAUCUUUAAAAAAAAAAAUUCAUGGUUCUUUUGACGAAUUUAAUUUACUAUAUGUAAAUAACUUCAUCGACUCUAAUAUAAAGACUUUAUACUCUGAACCAAGUGUUGUUUUUCAUUCAAAACGACAUAACAGUUUUCAUUAUGGAUAUGAAAAUACAAAUAAAAAAGAAGGCAAUAGUGCAGUUGUCAUUUUAGGUGAUUUAAGUCAAGAUGAAAUAGCAAAUAUGAAAAGUGUUGAUGCACUUAUUUUGCCACCUGUAAAAAAUGUUUCUUUCUCAGAAGUUGAACUCGAUCAAAAUUCUAGAAGGAUUUCUACUGUUGUUUCUACUGCCAAUAUUUCUUCUGAUUUCAAUUUCCCUGUGAAUAAUUGUUCUGAGCAUAUUUCCCCUAGUAAUAAUUCUUUUGAUCAAGUUUCUUUUGAAAACGUUUCUUCUGCUGACAUCAAUGCAAAAGAAAAACUAGUUAAAAAAAAGCCAUAUCUUUUUAAGAGAAAAAGAAACAACAAUAAAGCGCACCAAAAUUCAAUAUUGAUGUAUCUUAUAGAACAAAAAGCAAAUAUUAAUUCUAAAGACUUUAAUGGUUCUACUCCUCUCCACUAUGCUGCCAUGAGAGGAAAUGCUGUUGCUGUAGAGAUGCUGCUUAUGCAAAAAAACAUAAAUAUUGAGGCAACUGACCAAUCAAAAAUGACCCCUUUACAUUGUGCAUCAAGUGCUGGUUCCUUUGAUGUUUGCCAUCUGCUUUUAGAACAUGGUGCAAAAAUCAUAUGUCAAGAUAAAGAGAAUAUGACUCCUUUGCAUUUUGCAGCUAUGGAGGGUCAUUUAGAUGUUGUUCAACUCCUUUUUGAUUAUGCUGAGAGUCGAGGUGGUAUAACCUUGAUCGCCAAAUUGAUAUUUUCAGCUGAUCAAGAUGAACAAAGUGCUCUUCAUCUUGCAGUUGAAAACAAUCAUAUUGAUAUUGUGAAGUUUUGUAUAAAUAAAGGCUCAAAUGUUAAUUUGGUGAAAGCAAAUAUGAAUUCUCCUUUACAUCUUGCUUGCACAUCAGGAUUUCUAGAGAUAGCAAAACUUUUAGUUGAAAAUGGUGCUGUUAUCGAAUCUAAGAAUUCUUUACAAGAAACUCCAUUGCAUAGAGCUGCUCUAUUUAACCGAACUGAAAUAAUUGAGUUCUUGUUGGAUAAAGGGGCAGAUGUAAACUGUCGUGAUAAAGACAAUGAAACACCUUUACUUAUGGCUGUACGUAAAAAUAAUGUAGAGGCAGUCAAAGUGUUGCUUAGAUAUUCUGCAGACCCAAAUGUAAAAGAUGCAAAUGAUAAGACUUGUUUGUUUAUUGCUGCUGAACACAACUCACGAGAAGCAUUAAAUGCUUUAUGCAAAAACGAUAUUUGUAAUCUGUUAGAAGAGUUUGAUAAACAUGAAAUGAGGCCUCUCCAUAUUGCUGCAAAAGAAGGACAUGAAAAUAUUGUCCAAACUCUUUUGAGCUUAGGUGCACGCAUUGAUGCUAAGAGUGAUGAAAGUCUUACUCCACUACACCUAGCUGCAAAGUAUGGUCACUCAAGAAUAGUCCAAUUGUUAUUAUCAAAUGUUUUGAGCAUUGUCAAUGAUGUUGAUGAUUCUUCAAAUACACCUCUUCACCUUGCUGCAAUGGAAGGUCAUGUUAAAGUUGUUGAGAUGCUUAUUGAAGCUGGUUCUGCAGUUGAUACUAGAAAUGCAAAGCUAAUGACACCCUUAGACUGUGCUGCUUACCGUGGGUGGAACCAGUGUGCCCAGUGUUUGUUAGAUGCUGACUCAGCUGUAAAUCCCACUGAUAAGGUCAAGGUAACUUCUUUACACCUGGCUAGCAAAGAAGGACAUGUUGGUAUUGUAAAUUUGUUACUUUCAAGAAAUGCAGAUGUCACUCGAAGAGAUCAUUUGGGAAAAAAUUGUUUAGAUUAUGCUAUUGAAAAUAAUCAAAGAGAAGUUGUCGUGGCUAUUAUUGGAUGUAAUAACUGGAAAAAUGCUCUGCGUAACUCUACUGUUGAAGGAAAUAAACUAACAACUCCAAUGAGAAAACUUAUUCAAAAACUUCCUGAUGUUGCUGAACAGGUGUUUAACCAAUGUAUAUUGGAUAAUGGUUUGCCUCCUGAACAUCCUCAAUUUAAAAUUACAUGCUCUUAUGAGUUUCUUGAAGAUACAUUUACUCCAUGGGGAACUAUUGAUUCAGAUAGCAGUGAAAAUCAAGAUAAUAAGCAACUUAUGUAUUCUUCCCAUCAGUUCUUUUUGUCAAAGAUUUCUAGACAAAUAUUCCCAAUGUAUUGGAUGAAAAAAAAGGAUUUGAAACAAAACCACCCAUUAAAAUUUAUGGUUCAAAAUGAGCGUACUAGACUCUUGAGUCAUCCUUUAGUAACUUAUUUAUUAAGGCGAAAAUGGAGUUCUUGUGGCCGAUAUGUUUAUUACUCCAGACUGUUAUUGUACAUGAUUUUUCUUUUGUUCAUUACUGCAUUUGCAUUAUCUUUAAAAGUAAAUUAUGAUCAGCUUGUAUUAAGGAAUUCAACAAGUCCAAUUUUAGUUGAUUUAUCUGCUAAUUCCUCAGUGAAGUUUUUUAUUGAUCCAUCUGUCAGUCCAUCAGUGAAGUUCUUUAUUUAUCCUGGGAGAUAUUUUGUUUUAGUAUUAUGUUUGAUAAGCUUAGGAAUUGAGUUAGUCAAGCUUCUUACAGAUCCUUACCAUUACAUUCGUAUACACAGGGUUGUGGAGUUAGCAGCUUAUAUUUGCUCAUCGAUUUACGCUUUUGGAUUUUUUGGAAGCAUUCAAUAUGUAGAUGAACAGCGUCAGCUUGGAGCAGCUAGUGUCACUUUAUCAUGGCUGGGUUUGGUUUUACUUUUGAGAAAAUUUCCUAAACUUGGAAUAUAUGUUGUUAUGUUUACACAUGUUUUGAAGACAUUUACUCAAAUUUCUCCUGUUUUGUUUUUAUUUAUAAUUGCUUUUGGUUUGGGAUUCCAUUUGGUCAUGUUUAUUGAUAAACCUAUUUCAUACACUACACCUGCAAGAUCAUUGGCUAAAGUGAUAAUUGGGAUGAUGGGAGAGUAUGAGUAUGAUACAAUAUUUAAUAGUGAAGGUGGUCCAUAUUUUCCAUCACCUGUUACAUGGGCAAUGAUGAUAAUGUUUAUCAUAAUUAAUUGCAUUCUGUUGAUGAAUUUGUUGAUUGGAUUAGCUGUUGACAAUAUUAAAGGAGUACAAAAACAAGCUGUUCUUAACAGAUUAGCAAUGUUGGUGGACUUAACACUAGAUGUUGAAAAAGCAUUACCCAUUGCAGUUCAAAAGCGACUAGUCAAAAUGGAAGAAUCAAUUUUUCCUAAUGUACAUAAGUCAUGGAGUUUUUGGUCUUUUUGGUCAUUUGAAUCUCCAGCUACUAACAUAAAAAAAAAGAAUACUAUUAAAAAUAUCAAAAAGGAACACAAAGAAACUCUUCUUAGUUUGCGUAGAAGGAUGAAGGCUAUCGAGGCACAAAAUAACAGAGUGGAGGAUGUAUUGAAUGGCAUUAUCAAUCAUCUUAACGUUAAACAAUGAUUUCAUCGAAAUAUGCAUUAUUUUAACGAACAGCCGUUACUACAUUUUUAAAAUAGUAUAUUGAAUCCUUUAGAAUUUGGAAAGGAUAGCUUAAUCUAAUCUAAAAUAACUUAACUUAACUAUAAACUAUAUGUUAGACUUGGUUAAUUUAGAGAACUAUGAAAAAAAGUUAAGAAAAAAGCAUUUUAAAAUUAACGGCGCCAGGAAAAUCUUUCAAAAUUUUAUUGCAUCUAAAUCCUCUUAAAGACUAUUUAACGAGGGUUCGGUUAUUUAUUAAAUGAAUAACUGAACCGAAUCAUUAGUCAAUCGAAAGCUGAAAAAUUUAAAAUUUUUGUUAUUUUUUUUAAUUAUUAUCUUGUAAAUUAAAAUUUUUGUUAUUUUUUAUUAUUAUCUUGUAAAUUAAAUGCAUUUUUUUGAAUAUAUAUCGGGAAGUUAAGUUGUAAC
Messenger RNA from Hydra vulgaris (swiftwater hydra), 4549 nucleotides. RefSeq names its product transient receptor potential cation channel subfamily A member 1 homolog. NCBI's taxonomy places the organism in Eukaryota, Metazoa, Cnidaria, Hydrozoa, Anthoathecata, Hydridae. Gene Ontology annotation, molecular function: protein binding; monoatomic ion channel activity. Gene Ontology annotation, biological process: monoatomic ion transport; transmembrane transport. Gene Ontology annotation, cellular component: membrane. The record is from RefSeq and is a predicted model, not a curated record.